CCUUAAAUACUCAGGCUGCCAACCUCUGGGCCUUGCUCAAGGCCCCUCGUCUUGGCACAAAGAGCAAUGUCGACUAGCCGCAAAUUAAAGAGCCAUGGCAUGAGGAGGGGCAAGAACAGAACUCCUCACAAGGGUGUCAAGAGAGGUGGCAACAAAAGAAAAUACCGGAAAAGCAGUCUGAGGAGUAGGAAAAGGAGCGAUGACGCCAACCGCAAUUUUCGCUCCCAUGUUUGAUCAGCUAGCAGGAUCUGCCCUGGUAAACUUCAAGCACCACCAGGCAGCAAGGAGACCACAGAAGGGAGGACUGCCAAGGAGACCUGAAAUCAGAGCUCGAAGCCAGAAAACAGCCCAUCACCUGUCGUGUCAGUGGUGAAAUACCAGACAUGACAAAAUGAGAAAUCCAUAUUGGCCGUUUCUCCUCCGUUCAAUAAAAUUUUGAGG
Molecule: messenger RNA, 441 nt
Organism: Cavia porcellus (domestic guinea pig)
Lineage: Eukaryota; Metazoa; Chordata; Mammalia; Rodentia; Caviidae
Gene: Tnp1
Product: transition protein 1
Exons: 2
Coding region: 67-234 (55 amino acids)
Biological process (GO): spermatogenesis; spermatid nucleus elongation; chromatin remodeling
Cellular component (GO): male germ cell nucleus; nucleosome
Molecular function (GO): DNA binding
Source: RefSeq, a predicted model, not a curated record